AUGGGCUCGCUUUUCGAACCGGAAGAAGACGUAGAGGAGGCAGAGUGGAGCGGAUUGGGGGAAAGCCGUGGUGUGCCAAAGUCGCAACCUCCCUGCAGCGCCGUCCAGGGUCUCAAAGUUGCGACCCUCUGCAUUCUGGCCCUGGCCAUUGCAGGUCUCUUCCUUUCAGGUCCAUCUUCCAAGCAGACGAGCCGCUUUAGACCAGACCUUCUCGCAGAAUAUGAGGAGGGACACCACGAGUCUCAGAAGUCAACUCCGGCUCAGAUGGAUGUCGGUCCGGCUUCCUUGCUUUGGCAGUGCUUUUCAGGGUCUGUUCCCACUGCCUGCAGCACCUCCUUUGCCAGCAGCUUCGUCUGCUUGCUAAUCUGCGCUUUCUUGUGCUUCUGUUUCAUGAUGAUGAACGUCUCAAAGCUGGGACCCGUGGCUGGGGAGCAUGCGCAGGUCAACGAAGAGUUGAGGUUGAUUGGUCACUUAUCUUUCUCCACUCAUCACAUGAACUCCCGUGAGCCAGAUCACGAUGCCAAGCAGAGGAUGCAGAGAUCAUGGGAUGUCUCUUCCUCCAGAGAGAACGUCCAGAUUCUGGAGCAGCUUUCGAAGAUCAUGAAGCGCCAUCCGGCCUUUCGAUUUCGCCUGAAGGGCAUCUCCUACGGAAAUGGUGAGAUCAGCCAGCGCACAGAAUCAGCGUUUUACGAGGACUUUCACAGUUCGUUCCCGCAGGAGCGCAUGGACUGGUUGCAACCAUAUGCCCAUGCUCGUGCCCUGAGCCUUAAGCGAGCGCUAAACCAGCGUGGCAUCUCCUACGAGCGGUUGCACACGAUGGUUCAGGCAGGCGAGGCCAACACGAUCGUGGUAGAGGCCUUCCUGUAG
Messenger RNA from Symbiodinium sp. CCMP2592, 867 nucleotides. The record is from the annotation of a GenBank genome assembly. NCBI's taxonomy places the organism in Eukaryota, Dinophyceae, Suessiales, Symbiodiniaceae.